UAAAAAAAUAAUAGGUCAUUUGGGAUUUUUUCGAAUUGACGUGUCCGUGUGCACAAGCGCAUACCUGGCAAAUCCCUAACCUCAAUCCUACCCAAAUUUCCAAUUUUCAAAAUUCUCCAGUAUGGCUUUAGAAAAUAACGAAAAAUUCGACUUGAAAGUGGUCCAAGACAACUUUUCGACCGCUCUGUGUGAAGAAGACGACGUGCAGCUCCAGUCGUACCUCAACAGUUAUGAAGAAUUAAAUAAGUUUUUUACACUAAUGGGCACAGUUUUCGGUUUCGUGAGCAAAGACCUCAAAUCUAAAAUGGAGAUUUUAGCCGAAUUCCUCGCAAACGAGAAAACAUCGGAUAAUUUCACAACCGUGAAAAAAAUGAUUGAGUACGAACGCGACAAUCAAUUAUUACACAAAAAGGGGUACACGUCCGGUAGUCGCACUUUGCUGCGCUUGCACCGCGGAUUGGAUUUCAUUCGCGAGUUUUUGAAAAAUGUGGGCGAGCUGAAAGACGAGGAAAACACUGGGGCUGUGUGCCGGGACGCCUACGACCGCACCUUAGCCAAGCACCACCCGUUCAUGAUACGCAAGGGGGCCCAAAUCGCCAUGUACACCCUGCCUACGCGGGAGCAACUCUUGAAGAGGGUCUGCGGUGAUGAAGCCAGUGUUCGGGAGGCCCUCGAAACGCUACCAAAGACUCUAGAUGCCACAGAUGCCGUGUAUAUGCGAAUUGAAGCCUUGUACACGCAGUAUGAUCUCCACGCCUUGCCUUAACCCCCAGGUACCCCUUUCCUUACAUUCCGUAAAAUUGUGCAAUUCCAUUUUAUAGCUUGCUUAUUUAUUUAUUUAAAAAAAUAAUAUGUACACGAA
Molecule: messenger RNA, 862 nt
Organism: Tribolium castaneum (red flour beetle)
Lineage: Eukaryota; Metazoa; Arthropoda; Insecta; Coleoptera; Tenebrionidae
Exons: 3
Coding region: 122-766 (214 amino acids)
Biological process (GO): intermembrane lipid transfer
Cellular component (GO): cytoplasm
Molecular function (GO): lipid transfer activity
Source: RefSeq, a predicted model, not a curated record